Messenger RNA from Peromyscus eremicus (cactus mouse), 4398 nucleotides. RefSeq names its product activating transcription factor 2 (gene Atf2). NCBI's taxonomy places the organism in Eukaryota, Metazoa, Chordata, Mammalia, Rodentia, Cricetidae. Gene Ontology annotation, biological process: regulation of transcription by RNA polymerase II. Gene Ontology annotation, molecular function: DNA-binding transcription factor activity, RNA polymerase II-specific; cAMP response element binding. The record is from RefSeq and is a predicted model, not a curated record.
CCCGCCCUCCCGAAGACCCGCCCUUUUUCUUAAGCACGACGGCGUCACCUGACCUGCCCCCUUGAUAGAAAGCAGGAAGGGGCGUGUGCGCGAAGGGGCGGGGCGCGAGAAGAAAGCGGCGGGGAUGCCGGGAGCGGGGCGGGGAAAAGGCUUGUCAGUCGGAUCUCGCGAGAGAGGACGGAAGCCUGUGGGAGCCCGUGGCCUUUAAAGUGCGAUUCAGCCCUUUCCUCCGGGGCUAGUUUGUAAACACGGCUGGGCUCCGGGCUCCCGGGUGGUUGAAAGGACCAUGAAUUAGAGACCUGGAAAGAGAUACUAGAUGGCAACUUGGGAAGUACUGCUUGCUUAGCAAGAGCUUAAGGAUUCCUGUCAACAGAGUAAAGCUCAUGGCCCACCAGCUACAAAGUAUCUUUGCCAUGAAACAGAGGACAUGAUAAGCUGUUUAACUUAAUGAAAUUCAAGUUACAUGUGAAUUCUGCCAGAAAGACACCCUGUGGGAAGAAUAUUCUGCACUCUGCCCCAUACAAGUUCACAGUAAUACAAGGACCUGUGGAAUAUGAGUGAUGACAAACCCUUUCUAUGCACUGCCCCUGGGUGUGGCCAGCGUUUUACCAACGAGGAUCAUUUGGCUGUCCAUAAACAUAAACAUGAGAUGACACUGAAAUUUGGUCCAGCACGUAAUGACAGUGUCAUUGUGGCUGAUCAGACACCAACACCAACAAGAUUCCUAAAAAACUGUGAAGAAGUGGGUUUGUUUAAUGAGUUGGCAAGUCCGUUUGAGAAUGAAUUCAAGAAGGCUUCAGAGGAUGACAUUAAAAAAAUGCCUCUAGAUUUGUCCCCUCUUGCAACUCCCAUCAUAAGAAGCAAAAUUGAGGAACCGUCUGUUGUAGAAACAACUCACCAGGAUAGCCCUUUACCUCACCCCGAGUCUACUACCAAUGAUGAAAAGGAAGUACCAUUGGCACAAACUGCACAGCCCACAUCAGCUAUCGUUCGUCCAGCAUCAUUACAGGUUCCCAAUGUGCUGCUCACAAGUUCUGACUCAAGUGUAAUUAUUCAACAAGCAGUACCUUCACCAACCUCAAGUACUGUAAUCACCCAGGCACCAUCCUCUAACAGGCCAAUUGUUCCUGUACCAGGCCCAUUUCCUCUUCUAUUACAUCUUCCUAAUGGACAAACCAUGCCCGUUGCUAUUCCUGCAUCAAUUACAAGUUCUAAUGUGCAUGUUCCAGCUGCAGUUCCACUUGUUCGGCCAGUCUCCAUGGUGCCUAGUGUUCCAGGAAUUCCAGGCCCUUCCUCCCCUCAGCCAGUGCAGUCAGAAGCAAAAAUGAGAUUAAAAGCUGCUUUAACCCAGCAACACCCUCCAGUUACCAACGGUGAUACUGUAAAAGGUCAUGGCAGUGGAUUGGGUAGGACUCAGUCAGAAGAAUCUCGUCAGCAGUCCUUACAGCAGCCGGCCACAUCCACGACAGAGACUCCGGCUUCUCCGGCUCACACAACUCCGCAGACCCAAAAUACAAGUGGCCGUCGAAGAAGAGCAGCUAAUGAAGAUCCUGAUGAGAAAAGGAGAAAGUUUCUAGAACGAAAUAGAGCAGCAGCUUCAAGAUGCCGACAGAAAAGGAAAGUCUGGGUUCAGUCCUUAGAGAAGAAAGCAGAAGACUUGAGUUCACUAAAUGGCCAGCUGCAGAGCGAAGUCACCCUGCUGAGAAAUGAAGUGGCCCAGCUGAAACAGCUUCUCUUGGCUCAUAAAGAUUGCCCUGUAACCGCCAUGCAGAAGAAGUCUGGCUAUCAUGCUGCUGAUAAAGAUGACAGUUCAGAAGACCUUUCCGUGCCAAGCAGCCCACAUACAGAAGCAAUCCAGCACAGCUCUGUCAGCACAUCCAAUGGAGUCAGCUCAACGUCAAAGGCAGAAGCUGUGGCUACUUCAGUCCUCACCCAGAUGGCAGACCAGAGCACGGAGCCUGCGCUCUCCCAGAUGGUCAUGGCUCCUUCCUCCCAGCACAGCCCUCAGGAAGUUGAUUAAAGACCGUCAGUGCGGCAGCUUUAGAUACUGAUUAGUGACUUCAAAGGGAAAUCAAGGAAAGACCAGUUUGCAUUUAUGCGAAAUCUGUGGUUGUAAAUUUUUUUGUCUUUUUUUUUUUUUUUUUGUCUUUUUUACUUGAAGUUAUAUUUGGCUCUAGAGUUGGUGUAGUAACAGAUGAUCAGACUGAACAAGUUUUUAGUCUCUGGAAGACUGAUUUUGCUUUUUUUAUAAGUAUUGUUAGAUUUAUUAAUUUUUCUGUGCUCAAUGUGUAAAUUGUACCAUAAUUCAUUGUGGGUUGUUUGACUUCUGUUUAGUGGUGUUUUAAUAAAUGGGGGUGUUGACUGAGUCACUCUUCCCACCCCCAUUUCUUUGCCCACCCCUCACCCUGAGCUGUGAUGGUAGUCUUGUUAUCAUUUAUACCAAAGUUCUGCAGAGUUCCUAUUGACUUUGUAAUAUGAACGUAAGGCACUAGGGAAGAAAAGACAGAAAGUUCCUUUUAAUCUGUUUGCCUUUUAUUUUGCACAUUAUGCAAAAGGAAGAAUAUUAGAAACACUUUUUUUUAAGUGAGUAAAAGUAGUAAAACAUUAGUGCUUUGUGCACAUUCAUAGACUAAUCAAAGUUGUUCACCACCCUGCAAUGUUUUUAAGAUUAAGUAGACAAAAAUUUUGGAAUCUUGAGCAUUUCAAAAAAAUGACUUGAUUUUUUAAGUCUUAAAUUCAGUAUUUUAAACCUGUGUUCUUGAGGCUGAAAACUAUGAAAUUAUAUAAUGUAUGAUACAGGGUUGUCAGAUGUCUAGUAAUUUUUAAAAUUUGCUCUUGUCAUUUUGGGGUUUUGUUUUGGUUCUGUUGUUGAGUGUGGUUUGUUUUGUUUUGUUUUGUUUUGCAGAUUUCAGGUAACAAAGUGAGAAGUUUAUGCAUAAUGAAGUAUGGUGUGGUUGCCAGAAAAGCCUACAAUUACGACUUAGAAAUUUAAGACUGUUCCCCUCCUUGUUGUUCUUGUACUUGCGAGCUAACUUGUACUUACUCUUGUGAAAGCACUGUCAUCUUUUAGUAGCCAAUUUUGAUAAUGUUUCUCGUGGAAAAAAAUCAGUAUCUAUCUUUAGAACAAUGUAAUUAUAAUGUGGGAAUGUGAGUGAGUGAGAGAAUGAGUGUGUGUGUGUGUGUGUGUGUGUGUGUGUGUGUGUGCAUCUUCCAAUAGUUUAUGCCAGCGAUCUUUGCUUGAAUGUUUAACGAUGCCUUCAGUGUGAUGCUGGCAGUAGAUGACUGCAGUUUCAGAUGCCAUUACUGUGCAGGCUUGGAGAACUAACAUUCCAUGAAGUAGCUUGUUCUGAUGAGAUGAUUGUAGUUCAACUUUGCUCAUUACCCAGUCAUCUGUGGAAUACUGAGUUUUCUAAUGUGCCAUUAUCUAUUUUUAUUCUGCAGUUAUGUUCAAAAUACAGUACAAUAUUUUAAAUAGACUAAAUUGUUAAACAUUAAAAAUAAAAAAGUAGUAGAUGUGUGUAAGAAAACUUUGUAAAAUAGUUGAGUCCUACCCAGUAGCAACUUCUGGCGUUCAAGCAGGAUUCCAUUCUGUAAAUACCUCUAAUGUGUUUAUAAUAAGUUGUGUAGUCUGUUCUGCAUCCAUACUACACUAUCACGUGGUCUCGGUGCCAUCUCUUAAUGAGACUGACAUUUCCAAAGCCUGUAUGGAGUACCCUUGAGAGUUCAGGGGAAUCCCCAUCCCAUCUGCCUAAGUUCCAGACUGGGAAACAUGCAUAUAAAUGACAUUUCAGGACUUUUAAGUAAGAAGAUAAUAGGAACUUUAUUACUUGGCUUAUUAAAAGUGAGAGCAUUUUGGUUGCUGAUUCUAUUUGUGUCUAUUACUUUCAACCUGAUCUCAUAUUUAAAGUAAUCAGUUUUAAUCAUGGUUUUGUCAUAGUUACGCUAAGGAGUUGAUCUCAAAGGCACAAAACAUGAAUUCUCCAGGCAAGCUCUUUUCGUUGUAGAUGGAUAAGGUUGGUCAGAGCCUUCAUGUCUCACUCUCUGCACCCUCAACAUUUUUCUUUCAUCUUCAGAUUUGUGAAAGCUUCGGUUCUUUGGUAACAGAUUCUUGCAACUGUAAAGUAGAAGUACAUAGAUGUGAGAAGUCAUGUAACGGUUAACGAACUUAACACGGUUGACAAAGCUCUCAUUGUAAAUCAGUCUGUACUCAGCAAAUAAAAAUCAUUGUUAGUUGUAUAAACACAAAAAAUUUCCAUUUUGACUUCCCGGAUAUCACACUACUUCUGUACCUAGCAUUUUGAGUCCUUAUAUUUGCAAUGUUACACAAACUGUACUAUUUUCUUUUAUGUACAGUUUGCAUGACUAAACCAUCAGAGAAUAAAUUCUAUCUUUAAAUUA